Molecule: messenger RNA, 454 nt
Organism: Cucurbita maxima (winter squash)
Lineage: Eukaryota; Viridiplantae; Streptophyta; Magnoliopsida; Cucurbitales; Cucurbitaceae
Product: protein RALF-like 4
Exons: 1
Coding region: 15-386 (123 amino acids)
Source: RefSeq, a predicted model, not a curated record
ACAUUUUCACAAACAUGGAAACAAUGAAGAUCUGCCUCUUUCUCCUCCUCGUCUUCGCCCUCGUUGCUCCGCUCUCCUUUGCCUUCCAUGAAACCUCCCACGGUUCAUCCCUCGUUGACGAUAAUUCUGAAUAUAGCUUCUUUGGUGGAGGCUCCUCCGAAGCCGAAGCCAUGACUGAAGAUAGUCGCCGACAACUCUUCGAAUAUGGAUUCGCCUAUAAUAGGGAAGCUCGCAAGAGGUUUUUGACCUACUAUGCACUUAGUAAGAAUAAUAUCCCUUGUGGUCGUCGUGGUCACUCCUACUAUGAUUGCAAGAAGCGUAGAAGGAUCAAUCCUUAUCGUCGUGGUUGUGCUGCCAUCACUGGAUGUGCUCGAUUCACCGAUUAAACAAAACUCUCAUUGAAUUGGAUUGUCUUUACUUUUAUCAUCAUGUAUUGAUCUAAUUGGUCUUCUUU